Messenger RNA from Stereum hirsutum FP-91666 SS1, 2273 nucleotides. RefSeq lists its product as uncharacterized. Gene Ontology annotation, cellular component: cytoplasm. Gene Ontology annotation, biological process: proteasome-mediated ubiquitin-dependent protein catabolic process; regulation of proteolysis. Lineage: Eukaryota; Fungi; Basidiomycota; Agaricomycetes; Russulales; Stereaceae. The transcript has 8 exons. The coding region runs from base 218 to 2086 and encodes 622 amino acids. Gene Ontology annotation, molecular function: ubiquitin protein ligase binding. The record is from RefSeq and is a predicted model, not a curated record.
GACACCUUUGUCUUCUUCUCCUAGUCGUGCUUCUAACUUAAACUUAUCUCGCCCACAUUGGCCCUGGUCGCCGUAUAAUCAUCGCUCAAGCCAGUCAUCAGUGUCAGUGCAUUCGACUGGAACCGCACAAGGAUCGACAUCAAGUUCGAGUUGGGAUCCACGAGUUGCUUCUUCCACCGCGAGUCCAGGAAGCGCGAUGUGGUCAACCAGUCACUCUAUGGCUAGGCAGACACCCAGCGCGACCCCAAUGCCACUGGGGCAGGACGACACUAUUAGGCAUUGGUCGUUCAUGGCGUUUGAGUGGAUCGUAAGAGAUGUUCACAAGCUUCGUGAGUUCGUCGAAGGGGACCAGCCGAUUGUGACGGGUGAAGGAGCGAGUGAGGACGCGAGCGCGCAUGCCUUCGAGAUAUUGAAUGAAUCGCCGAUGUUGGGAGACCAGAAGUUCAAACUUGAGAUUGCCCGAAUACAACCUCCACAAGAAGCUGCUCAGGACUCCCCUCUCAGCCCUUCUUCGUUGUCUCUGUAUGUCACGUCUGAAUAUGAGGUGUGCGCGUCCAUGCUGGCCGCCAUAAAGUGCCAAGAUGACCGUGUCGGUGAGCGAGGUGCACGCGCGAACUGGGUUUGGGAGUUUUGGCAGCAUGACUGGGCGUUUCGCCAGGAGAACGAAGUGUGGGAGUGCCCGCUUCCACCUCUAUCCUCCCUCCUCGAGAACCCCAGGAUCAGGGAGACCGAUUCCUUCGUCAUAUGCAUACAGAUCCACACACCGGUUGGCCCUUUCUUUCCUCAACAUCCUUCGGCUUACUACGUUCCUCGUGAUUUAUUGGACGGGUUAGAGGCUUCGUUGGACAAUCCCAAUACUGGUGAUGUUCAAUUCGUCUGCCUCGAACGCAUGCCGUCCGACCAGCGACUAACUCAACCAGAGUCCCCAUCUCAUACUGCCACCCAGCACAGUCGACGUUCAUCUUCGUCUGCUUCCUCCCAUUCUCUCUUCCAUUCGCACACCGUGGCCCGUAAACGGGUAAUAUACGCCCACUCAGAUAUUCUGAAACGUCGGGCAGAGUAUUUCAACACGAUGUUGUCCUCGGCCUUUUCUGAAUCUACAGGAUUGGGAGGCCGUAAGGUCUACACAGUCAUUGUAGAGGAAGGAGAUUUUAUCACGAUAUAUUGGCUACUGAAAUGGGUCUACGCCAAUUGGCUGCUCUUCAAGGAGGAAGACGACGCAAGAGCUGCCGUAGAAGGGGCUGGUGCAGGCUGGAGCGCAAAAUGGUUGACGACGAGUGGCGUUGCUGGAGAAUGGGACUGGAAGACGUUCAGCAAGAACGGUAUGCUGGAAGAGCUCAGCCUCUCUGGGAGAGACGAUGUCCGCAGCGUUACCAGCGGCGAAAGCGCACGCUCGACAGGAGGUCCAGAGGGACAGGUGCCAACGGGCCCACCAACUGGUGAGAUUGGCCAAGCAAUACCGGCGCCUGGGUCGUCAAUACGUCAGCGUGUGCCGCCAACACCUGCAGGUCGGAAUCCACAGGCUAGCUCUGCCUCCACAUCAAGGACGCCACACUCUACCACCUCGCGUCGCCCCGUUGGACCUGGAGCCCCAAUGGGAAUCACGGUUCCGCCUUCUUCUAGUCGAACUAAACCUGUCCCUAUACCUGCUUCUUCGUCUCGUUACCCUAUCUCACCUCGAAACCAACGUCAAGAAUCCCACUCGCCCGCCACAACGCUAACACCAGACCCUCACGUUCAUCCUACGCCUCCAGCUCCGGCUGCCUCUGCACUUUGCAUGUACCAAAUUGCGCAUCGAUACGCCAUACCUGCGCUUGCAUCUCUUGCCCUCGAGCAUAUGAUGUCCACGAUCACGCCUCAGAGUAGUUUUCCUCUCUUAUUGGCAACGACAGUUUUCGACGAGUUGCACAGUCUUGUGGAGGACUAUGUCGUGGAGAAAUGGGACGAAGUCUCGGUUUCGGAAGAGUUUGAACGGUGUUGUGAAGAAAUCUCUAGUGGAGAUUGGGGCUCCGAUGGUGGCAAAACCCUGAUGGCAUUGUUUCGACGGCUUCGCUCACCGACUGCGUUGUCCUACGCACGCAGUUGAGUUGUCUGCGCGUUCCUCACGCUUCUCACGUCUGGCAUGUAAGAACUGUACUUUUAGUGGCUGGAUCCUUGUCGCAAUACCCUUGUUUUACCUAUACACAUUCUAUUGAUGACAUUCAUGGUCGGAUAGGCACCUGCAUUGUGAUGGUUCCCUGUCACUGUUCAGUUGCUCGAAGUCUUGAAUACAU